Thermothielavioides terrestris NRRL 8126 is the source of this 1789-nucleotide messenger RNA. RefSeq lists its product as uncharacterized. The record is from RefSeq and is a predicted model, not a curated record. Gene Ontology annotation, biological process: protein phosphorylation. Gene Ontology annotation, molecular function: ATP binding; protein kinase activity. The transcript is spliced from 2 exons. Bases 293 to 1672 code for a protein of 459 amino acids. NCBI's taxonomy places the organism in Eukaryota, Fungi, Ascomycota, Sordariomycetes, Sordariales, Chaetomiaceae.
AGCGGCAGUGAGUCUGUGAGUUGGCGCUGUUGCAGCGAGCUGCCGGGCCUCACUAUAUGAUUCGACGGUAGUACUUGUGAGCAUGAUGCCACACCGCUCGGGCCCUCAGCUCUUGAGCCCGCUGGCGUCCAACAACAUUUCUCCCGGAAGAGGACCGGAACAUGAAAACGGUCGUCUGAAUGCCCCUGACGGAGAAGUGGGGCGGGUUUUCCGCAUCAGGCUGCGCCGCUGGCUUCUCUGCAGUUGCUCUUUACCGAGGAAGUCAACCUCGCAGCAACCGUCUCCUCCUGCCAUGGCUUCCCUGCCAUCCCGCGCUCUGACAUGUCACAGCCGCGCAGUUUGCUCUACCGUCGUUUUGCCGCAUGUAGCUUACUCGACGCUGUCCCAGCCACGUUUUCUCUACCGUCCUCUUGAGGACGUCGAGAGGCUCGAGUAUUAUCAACCGGGGGGAUACCACCCGGUAGACAUCGGCGAUCGCUUCCAUGGACGGUACCGAAUCGUCCACAAGCUCGGUCACGGGACGUUCUCCACGAUAUGGCUGGCCCGCGACGAGCGACUGUCAAAGUACGUCGCCAUCAAGGUGUGCACCGCCGACGCGAGCCGGCGUGAAAUCGGCAUUCUCUCUCACUUGAACGAUCCCGCGCAUGGGAAAGCUGGGCGGCGUGAAGAGGCAUUGACUCCUACCAUUCUCGACCGGUUCGACGUCCAAGGUCCCAACGGCACGCAUCUCUGUUGUGCGACUGCCCCGGCGAGAUGCAGUCUUGCUGAUGCAAAGGAGGCUUCGAUCUGCCGCCUCUUCCAAUUGGAUGUUGCUAGGUCGCUGGCGGCUCAGCUCGCCCUCGCUGUCGCUCAUAUUCAUGAGCGAGGGGUGGUCCAUGGAGACCUUCACCUCGGUAACAUCUUGCUUCAGCUCCCCGCCGGUCUCGACAGCCUCUCGGCAGAGCAAUUGUACGAGAAAUAUGGAGCGCCUGAACCGGAACCCGUGGUCCGACGAGACGGAAACCCGCUCCCGCCCGGCGUCCCUUCACAUGGCGUCCCGCCCGUGUGGCUCGGCGACCGAUGCGAAAGGAUCCGCCUCUGCGAUGCGAAACUGGUUCUCGCAGACUUCGGCGUCGCCUUUCGUCCGUCGAGCGAGCAAAGAUACAAGUCUCACACGCCGCUUGAGCUCCGGCCGCCGGAAGCCCGGUUCGAGCCUUCCACGCCCCUCUCGUUCCCCUCGGACAUCUGGAGCCUGGGAUGCACCAUCUGGUCUCUGCUCGCACACAGGUCGCUCUUUGACGUCCUGCUCGCGACGGAAGACGACGUCACGGCCCAGCAGAUCGACGUGCUUGGGCCCUUACCCGACGAGUGGUGGGACAAAUGGGAAGCGCGGUCCAAGUACUUUGCGGAAAAUGCGACGCCGGUCGAGGGCCGAUGUGUCUGGUCGUGGGAACGCCGGUUUGAGCAGUGGAUACAGGAGCCGCGACGCGACAAGGGCAUGGCAACGCUGGAUGAGAAGGAGAGGGAGGCGUUUGCUGCCAUGGUGCGGUGGAUGCUGCAGUUCAGGCCGGGGGAUCGGCCGAGCGCCAAGGAGGUGCUGCAAACGGAGUGGAUGCGGACGUGGGCGCUGCCGGAGGUCGUCGUUAAAGAGGUCCCGCCAAGACUAAUUUCGGAGACUGCCGCAUACAAGUAAUUACAAAUCGGCAGGCCGCGACGACUUCGAGCAACAUCAACAACGAACAAUCGCAAAGACUCGUUGCAACAACUUUACAAAAACUCAACCAAAUCAAAAAAAAAAGAAAACGAGGAU